AUGUGGGAAGAUGCCGCCCACUACUUCAUCCACUCAGGUACCAGUGCCAAGGACCAUAAUCAGGCAGGAUUGCUCACCAUCAUCUCCAAACGAAUCGUUGACAAAGGUUCACUGCGUUAUGUCUCAGCGAUAGACGGCAGGCUCAUGAGAGUGCAGUUCAAACACGGUCCGAGACAGGUUGAUGUCAUCAAUUUUUAUCAGCACACCUGGAGACCUACCAAACAUGUUCAGUCACUCCGGCACAAGGCCUGGGACUCGCUCACUCAGCAAAUACAAGCAGUCCCACUGCGUAGCCGACUACUGGUCGGCGGAGACUUUAAUACCCCAUGCACAGCCUCUCAUCCACACGCUGGACCGAAUGUGCUGCCCAAACCAGAUCACGGCAUCCAGGACGCUGACGAUCUGCAGGCCAUAGUACAGGGCUUGGAUCUAGUCUUCCUUAACACGUUCUCCCAGGCAGUUCAGGCACACACAUAUCAAUGGAAUCAGCAGAGGUCGCAGAUCGACUUCUGGCUGACCCGUCGACUACAGGCCGGCGGCAAAGCCAAGCUAGCAGGCCCGAUGCCGGACUUCCAUGUCGGACGCUGGAGAGGCGGCCCUCGUCACACGCCCGUGCAGGCGAGCCUCAUGUAUCAUUGGCAACCCUGGGAGCAUCGCAAGUUUCAGCACCUCACCAAUCAGACAGAGGUUGAUCGCUUCGACAUCCUGCGCGCGAGCAGCGCUGCGGAUGACCCGCGGAUCCCUCGCUUCCGUGCGGACGUCCAGACCUUAGUUAACCAGGGCCCGUUGUCCAUCGAGCAACUUCAAACCAAGGUCUUUGAGCUAGCCUGCAUACACUUCCCUAAGCGGCCUCCCCAGCGGGCGGCGAAACCCUGGCAGGAUGGCACCCACACCCAUUACGCUGAGACCAUGUGGGGACAUUUCCGUGCCAGAUCCGCCAUUAUCCGUAGGCUGACCAAGCCGAACCUCAAGCCCACAUUCAUCUUGAGGACGACGUUCCGGCGACGCAACAACGGCUUCGCAAGAUUCUGCAAGGCCGCCGGGGGCUCACACUUGGGCAGAGAGUCCUUCUCUGGAGAUCGACCGUUUUACCCAGUGCGCUCUACGGCCUUGGAGCAUGUGGACUCACAACGACACAGAUGCAGCGUCUACAUCAGGUGUGCCGUCCCGACCCAGGCUAUGGACCCACAGGCGCACCAGGUGCCCCCGCCUACGGUUCACACUCCCCGUGAAGUCGCUGUGGAGGAAGCAGAGACUGCUGCAGCCCCAGAGAUGUUCGGACCUCUCCUGGGGAAGCGGGCCACUCCCGCUGCAGAGUCGGAUCAGCAGAGCACCACAGAGCGUCCCAACAAGUCGGGCAAGCAGAACGAAGGGGGGAAAGGCAAGGGACCCAACAAGCGUCAGCCGGGACGCUACAGAGGUGGUGGCAGAAGCUCUCUACAGGGCGAACAGGACGGAGGGCUCAAUCGAGAGACCUUCAAGUUAGUCGCGAGAGCCUUGGUCCACCAGCAGGAAGCCAUCGACACAUUGAGAUUGAGCACCGGGUGGAUCUGGUGGCUUCGCAUCCCGGAGCCCACAGUGAUUCCCACCUUGAUCGAGGCGGCAGAGCUAUGGCGCGAGCAGGUGACGAAGAAGGACAGCAAGCUCAGAGACACGCCACUCAAGCAGGCCAUGUUUUGGAGCCUGAUGCAGUUCGUCAUCAACACGUUGGAACAGCCGUCCGAGGCGAACACAACCCUUGCCAAGAACUCAGGCUGGAUCGACAGCAGCGGCCGCUGGGUGUAUCAACGCUGGAACCCCGAACUGCGUGCGCUCGAGGUGGACAGCAGCAGAAGUGCACUCACUCACGAGGAGCUCCUCCGGACCAUCAAGGAGAUUCAGUCGCUGAUCCACCCAGAGACACUCUCUCGCUUCCAUGUGCUUCGACAGCUCGAGCCGCAGAUGGAGGGCCAAACAGUGAGAGUCAUGAUGGAUAUUGCACUCAGAUGCCCGGAGGCGACGCAACUGUUUCAAGGCCUCACGACGCUGCAAGGGAACUCAUCGCUCCAGCUAGUCGGACUGCAGUUCAAGCGCUCGACCAUGCAGCGCCCGCCACUCAUCAAGCAGCAUGCUGCCCUGGAGGUUCAUGCUGUCAGGCAUCCACCAAUGCUUUUGAUGCUUCAGUUCUCACGAUAUUCUUUUGGAUCCACAGGUCUAGACUCUUGCAACAUCACCUACACCGUAGAGGCGGCAAUUUUACACCGAGGGAGGUUUACAUGCUGA
This is a messenger RNA of Symbiodinium necroappetens, 2262 nucleotides long. The record is from the annotation of a GenBank genome assembly. NCBI's taxonomy places the organism in Eukaryota, Dinophyceae, Suessiales, Symbiodiniaceae.